Oncorhynchus kisutch (coho salmon) is the source of this 1935-nucleotide messenger RNA. RefSeq lists its product as uncharacterized. The coding region runs from base 105 to 1220 and encodes 371 amino acids. The transcript has 6 exons. Lineage: Eukaryota; Metazoa; Chordata; Actinopteri; Salmoniformes; Salmonidae. The record is from RefSeq and is a predicted model, not a curated record. Gene Ontology annotation, molecular function: protein binding.
UUGAGAGAGACAGAGAAAGAAAGACAGAGAGAGAGAGAGAAAUGGACCGAGAGUGCAUCACACGAGGGGUCAGGAGGAGAUGAAUAGAUCUACCCAACAGACCCAUGGACCUUUUUGACCCCUCACCCCUGCAGCGAUUGGCUCUCCUGGUGUUGUGGCAGGGCCUGGCGUUGGGACUGAACAGUUCUGCCUUGUGGUACCAAGUGGAGAGGAGAGACAGAGACAGGGCUGUGACCUGGAUCCAGGCCAGGCGGUUCUGUCAGAGCCACUACGUUGACCUGGCUGUCCUAAGCACACAGGAUCAGUACCAGUUCCUUCUGCAGACCAUGGCUGCUGGUGAGAGGGACACGUUCUGGCUGGGUCUGCAGCCCCACACUGCCCCUGGUGGCUGGGGUUGGAAGUGGGUGGAUGGCCAGGGGCUGAGCUAUGAUCGCUGGUAUAUAAAGAGUCCUGGACCUGGACUCUGUGGUUGUCUGGAGACCAGCCUCAAAGGGGAGAAUAAACUACUGUCCAGAUCCUGUGGCGAGACCGUGGAACGACAUGGUUUCAUCUGCCAAGGCGCUGUACCCCCUGAGCGGCUAAAGGCGGAGUCUGAAGGGACUGAUCAUGUGACUGUGCAUUGGGACACGCCCCCUCUGAUGCAGACAGCUGAUCAUAGCUACAGAAUUACCACAUGUAGCUUCCAGCCUCACCCUCAUCUUUCUCUCCUCCACCCUUCUCUCCCUCCUUGCCACACCCCUCCUCUUUUCCUCUGUCCUUUCCCCCACCCCCCUCAUCCCACCACCCCAUGUUGCGUCCUCCACCUCCCCUACUCCAACAGUUCCACCUCCCACUCCACCCGGAUCUCUGGCCUAACCCCGGGAACCCAGUACACCAUCAGCGUUGCCACAGUGAUCACGCGCCCAGAUCCUGUCACCGGUGACAACGUCACCACUGACAGUGACCCAGUCACGGUGACCGUCACAACAAUAGGGGGCGGUGGUGGGCAGCCGGUGGUUGCCAUGGUACUGAGUGUGGUCAAGUUCAUCUAUCUGGCUGUCUUACUCUGCUUACUUUACCUCAUCCUGAAGAGAAAUGCUGUCCAGGCUCCUGAACUUGAUCUGGAAUCAGUAGAACUCCCUACUGAAGAAGAAUACAUUUUAGACAUGAUUAAAACUGGUCCUACAUCAGUUGAAUUCCCUAAUGAAGAAUGCAUUGUUGAGCUGCCACCUGAAGAAUAAUGCAUUGUCUGACUAGAACUGGUUCUAGAUCAGUGGUGCCCCCUCCUGGAGAAUAUAUUGUUGAGCUGCCACCUGAAGAAUAAUGAAUUGUCUGACUAGAACUGGUUCUAGAUCAGUGGUGCCCACUCCUGGAGAAUGCAUUGUUGAGCUGCCACCUGAUUACAACUGGUUGUAGAUCAGAAAACAGCAGCUCUACCUGCCAAAUCUACCAGCUUUUCUUGAUAGUGUAAAGAUUAAUGGAGAAUAUAAAUACAAGCUGCAGACAGUAUGCGUUAUUAGUCUUGAUACAUACUUAUAAACAAAAUAGUUUUAUCUUAACAAGAUAUACCUGUUUAACUAUAAGUUCUUAGAAAAGUAUUGAUACACACUGAAGUGCAAAGUAGAUGUGUUAUUCUCGACAAGGAAUUAAUAAGCAUUGAGAAUUAGCUGCCUAUUUAAUAAACAGAUUAGAAAAAUAGAUAUUUUGACCUCAAUACGACGUUUAGAAAAUUAUUUUAUUUAUUUAUUUUAUGUUUUACCAUGUUGCCUCCUUAUGCAUAUAGAUAGGAGAAAUGUACAUUAGUUGUAAUGUCAUAAAGUAUGUAAUACAUAUAUAGCCUUAGUUCACAAAUGACACCGUAUUCCCUACAUAGUGCACUACUUUAGACCAGAUCCUUAUGGCACCGUAUUCCCUACAUAGUGCACUACUUUAGACCAGAUCCUUAUGGCACCGUAU